This is a messenger RNA of Fusarium oxysporum Fo47, 1040 nucleotides long. RefSeq lists its product as uncharacterized. The record is from RefSeq and is a predicted model, not a curated record. Lineage: Eukaryota; Fungi; Ascomycota; Sordariomycetes; Hypocreales; Nectriaceae. Bases 176 to 988 code for a protein of 270 amino acids. The transcript has a single exon.
CUGCAAAAAUCGCUUGGCGUCGCCAUUUUCGCCAAUCAGUGUAUUAAUAUUAGCACGUGGAGAUGAUUGCGCCUCUUCAAAUUGCUUGGCAAACCGUCCGCUCAGGAGCUUUAAUGAAGGUUCGCCCACUAAAGUAAAAUAUCAUCCCCUUAAUACUUGUUCUGCAAACUUUAUCAUGGAUGAGUACGUUCAUGUCAUCGUGAAAUGGGUUGAGGCGUCAGUCAAGGCCUCACCCUACAUCUGGAGUACAGCUGGUCUGACCUUUCUUCUCGGCGUGCAAGUACUCUUGGCAGUAGCCAUUCUUCAUGGCGAUGAAGCCACGGUUCGGAGACAAUUGACCUCUCUACAACGAAUUGGUAGCGGCAAUGAUGCGGCGUCGGAUAAGAAUCUGGAGGCAGAUGAUAGCGAAAAGAAGAAGGCCCGUGGCGGAUCAGAAGAGCAGGUCGUCGAACUUUCUCUCAUCGCUUCAUGCGCAACUAUCCAGGCCAACUCGAAUCAGAAUCUUGACGACCAAGAUAAAUACAACAACUGUUACACGUUUGCCGUCGACUCUCACCAAGCAGAUGACCAGGGUUUCGCAAUCUGGAAAUCUCUGGAUCAGCAAACGAAACCCGCAUUAUCACAAAUCAAGACCGAAUUAUGGCUCCCAAAACCCAAUGCCGACACCAGCGAUCCUUUGGUACAGGCCGGUGGCUGCAUUGUCAUGUCAUUCGCUGAUCCUGCGGUACCGGGUUGGCUGGAUCAGAUCGCUGGAAUAAUUGGCAAAAGUUUGAAGACGCCUCAAGUUGCUUGCAUCCUGCCACUGCAAUUUUCGCUGGAGGAUAUUGAGCAGAACAAGCUCAGCAUGAGACCAUUCAAGAUUGAUGGAGAGGAUGGGAGGGGCUUGGACCUGGAGAAGUUCCCUGCAUUUUCGGAUAUUAUACCAAAGCUGAGGCUUUUCCUUGGGUAUCCUGAGCAGCAAGGCAUCACGAUCUUCAAGCGAGCAUAGAAUGACAUGAGGUAGUAGAAAGGGGAAACCACUGUAUACUAUGACAGAAUAC